This is a messenger RNA of Epinephelus fuscoguttatus (brown-marbled grouper), 8358 nucleotides long. It is a transcript of the gene igsf9b, whose product is annotated as immunoglobulin superfamily, member 9b. The record is from RefSeq and is a predicted model, not a curated record. Lineage: Eukaryota; Metazoa; Chordata; Actinopteri; Perciformes; Serranidae. Gene Ontology annotation, molecular function: protein binding. The transcript is spliced from 22 exons. The coding region runs from base 584 to 6700 and encodes 2038 amino acids. Gene Ontology annotation, biological process: cell-cell adhesion.
AGCAGGGCUGUAACUAAACGUGCAGUGUGUGCUCUCUUUCUGAUGAAAUUUGCGCCUGUUUGAUGAUAAAUGUGCACAGCGUCGACCGAGAGCCAUUUCUAUACGUCUAUGAUGUUAAUUAUAAACUCUCACUUAUGACUGAAGCUACUUCCAGCAAGUUUGGACAAAGAGGAUUGCCGAUAUAAAAGCCAAGGCGUGGAAAGUUUAAAUGGACUUUAAAUGGGCUGAUGUCGGACUUAUGAAGGUGGCCUGGGUUUAUGGAUUUUAUUGAAGUGUUUUUUUUCCCAGGAAGUCCAUUAACCAUGGAUGCCGAUGAUUAAUUAUAUUUUAUUUUGAUCCACGCACGGACUGAGAAGAAAAAAUGUGACCACCUGCGUUUUAUCCAACACUUUCUUCUUUUUAUUUUUAGUCGUGUUUUUAAUCUGACGUCUCCUUGAAGAGAUAGGAAUGAUCGGGUAAAUUUGGUCUGUGAUACGAGUCUAAAAGAAGAGCAUCAAUGGAUUGAAAGAUUAUACUUUCAGCUUCAAGAGAAAAGUGCCUCAAGCAAGGUUGGGAGAUGUGUGAAGGAGUGUGACGGACGGCCAUGGGACUGGAGAGACGGUGGCUUCAGGCUGUCACCACUGCUGUAGCCAUCUGUCUGCUAAGUGUGUCUCAAGGUGCGGCAACAUUGGUUCGUGCAAGAGAGGGGGGCUCUGCGGAACUGAGCUGCAAUCUCACUCCUACAUCUAUAGAAGCCACCACCCCAAACCUCUUUCCUCUGCAUGUGGUGGAGUGGGUGCGCCUCGGUUACAACGUUCCUAUCCUCAUCAAAUUUGGAGUGUACGCUCCUCGUGUUCAUCCAAACUACAAGGGCCGUGUGUCUCUGACCCGGGGGGCUUCUCUGCUUGUGGAACGGCUGACCCUGGAGGACGAGGGCUGGUUCGAAUGCCGCAUCCUGCUUCUGGAAAGAGAAAAAGAUGACUUUCGAAACGGCACGUGGACCUUCCUCUCCAUCACAGCUCCACCUGUGUUUAUCAAGACACCACCAACUUUUGUGGAGGUUCUGCUCGGAGACUCACUGACUCUCAGCUGUGGAGCCCAUGGCAACCCUCGACCAACUGUUGUCUGGCAUAAAGAUGAGAGCCGAAUCGAGAAACAUGAAAAAAUAAAAGUACUCAAUGGUACCUUGUCUAUGGCCUCCGUCACAAGAAAUAUUUCAGGAGUGUACAAAUGUCACGUGUCCAACUCAGAGGGGAAUCUGACCCACUCUACACAGCUGCAGGUCAAAGGACCUCCAAUCAUCCUCAUCUCCCCAGAGGACACCACUCUCAACAUGUCUCAGGAUGCGGUACUACAAUGUCAGGCUGAUGCCUACCCGUCUAACCUCACCUAUGAGUGGAUGAAACAAGGACAGAAUGUUUACCAUAUUGAGUCUCUAAAGUCCAGAGUGAAGGUUUUGGUGGAUGGAACACUUCUCAUUCCUAAUCUCAUCCCAGAGGACGCUGGCAACUACACCUGUAUCCCAACUAAUGGGCUACUCACCCCGCCCUCAGCCUCUGCGCACCUGAAAGUGAAACAUCCUGCACGUGUGGUCAGAAUGUCCCGGGAAACGUACUUACCUGCAGGCAUGGAGGGGGUCAUUACCUGCCCUGUUCAGGCUGAUCCCCCUGUGCUGUAUGUCAACUGGACCAAAGAUGGGAAUGAUUUGAACCUUGACAACUACCCAGGUUGGAUGGUGAACUCCGAGGGCUCAGUUUUUAUAGCAACAGCCAAUGACAAUGCUGUAGGCAUGUACACAUGUACAGCCUAUAACAGUUAUGGCACCAUGGGAAAGUCUGAACCCACCAAGGUUAUAUUGCAGGACCCUCCAUCAUUUCGACUGCCUCCAGGGCCCGAGUAUCUCCAGGAGGUGGGCAGAGAGUUGAUUAUCCCUUGUGAAGCCAGUGGAGACCCCACUCCAAACGUAACCUGGAGCAAGAUUGGCCCUACUCCUCGCUCCCAGUACACUGUGUUGGCUAACGGCUCCCUGCUGCUGCAGCCGCUCAGUAAAGAUCACCAUGGGGGCUGGGAGUGCUUGGCCACCAAUCGUGUGGCGACUGUCAGUGCAGGCACUGUGGUCAUGGUGCUGGGCACCAGUCCUCACGCUGUGUCCUCAGUAUCCGUCGUCACAGAGAUGAACCAGGCCAAUGUGUCAUGGGUGCCUGGCUUUGAUGGUGGAUACACCCAGAAGUUUACUGUAUGGGUCAAGCAGGCAUCCAGAGGGAAACAUGAAUGGGCGUCUUUGCCUGUGCCGACAUCCAAAAACUACCUGCUGGUGACCGGGCUACUUGCUGGCACCGGCUAUCAGUUCAGUGUCCUACCUCAGAAUAAACUCGGCUCUGGAGCUUUCAGUGAAAUUGUUUCUGUGCGAACACAAGCGGUACCUACAGAAGCACCUACAGUCGUCACCAGUGUCCCAAUCCUGGAUCCUCCCACACUCCUUUCAACCAACCGGACUGACCGAGGUUUUCUCCUCCAGUGGUCGCCCCCAGAGGCUCCGUCCUCUCCACUGACGGGCUAUGUGCUGCAGGCCCGUAGGGAUCAGGGCCAGUGGCUCAUCCUCAGCAGCAACAUCAGUGCCAAUCAGAGUGAACUGCUUGUACAAGGACUGCUAAGGGACUCCAGUUACGAUCUGAGGCUGAUGUCCCGCAGUAACAAAGUACUCAGUGAACCGAGCGAGUCUGUCAAUGUAUCCACCAUAGGGAUGGAGAUUUACCCUCUGCGCCCAAGUUUCUUGGAGUUCAUCCCUGAGCCUCUGUUGGCUGGUGUGUUAGGAGGAGUAUGCUUCCUGUUCGUGGCCAUCAUCCUCUCACUGGUGACAGCAUGCUACAUGAGUCAAAGGAGACAGCGCCGACGCAGAAAGAGAAGACAAGAUCUCCCAUCUGCCCUCCAGAAGAGCUCAUCUCCAGAUGCUCGCUCACCUCCUCGCAGCCCCGACAGCGUCCUAAAGCUAAAGCUGUGUCCUCCGCUUCCCUUCUUCCCCAACUCCUCCUCCUCACAGUCUGAUCGCUCGUCCUUUGAUAAAGGCAGCCGUGGGGAAUACCACGACCAGAGGAAACAACUCCUGUCUAACUCAUCUCCACCACCACAUUACACACUCUUUGAGAGUCACCUGGGCUCUCAAGCUCCAUCGCCAACUGCUCUGGAGUCCAUCUCCAGGGGCCCAGAUGGACGCUUCAUUGUCCAACCACUGCUAGAGAAUUCAAGUCCCUCCAAUAAGAAAAACUUAAGGAAGGAGGUCCUGCAAAGUAAUGGUGGGGCAAGUGGCUCAGGGAGCAACAGGACAUCAUUCAGGGACUCUCCAAAGUCAAGCGUCUUGAGCUCAGAGAAGGAUGAGAGGAAGGAUUCCCCUCUCACUGUGGACGUCCCAGAGCUGAGCAGACCUCCAUCCUCUCCUGGAAGAGUACGGGCCAUGGCCAGAAACUUCUCCCGUCAUGGCUGCUUUUACUCUGACGAUGAACAAGGCUCAGAGGCUCUAUUGGAAAGGGCCAGCUUCUAUUCAGACAACAGUGAGAAAAAAACCAGUGAUUCACUCAGAAGGUAUCGCGUGCCGGGCCACACUGAAGAUCUGUUUCCGAAUUUGGGGAGGAGAACAAAGCUGCUGGAUAGAGACAGAGACAGACCACCCAAUUCUGGCUACCAGCCUAUGGAGAGUCAGCUGACUAACAACAGCACUGUGGUCUCACAACUUGACAGUGAGCUGGAGAGGGAUAGUAUUAACAAGUGUGUCCAGCUGGCAAAGGAGAGGGAAGAAAUGGAGAGGGAGCUGGAGAGCUACACAGCUGAUCAAAGAAGUCGAGGUCGUGGGAGAGACGAGCAACAUUCUAAUAAGACAAAAAGCCCUCAAAGGGACUCACCCAAGUCAGAGGAAGAACCUGUAUGGAAGCCACAAGAUGUUACCAUCAGACAGAAACACAGGCCCUCAGGCCAGACAAGUCGGGUAUCUGACUAUCGAAGAGCAUGCUACUUUGGGAACACCAGCAGUCCUAUGGAUCGGCUCUCUACCACUCGCAUACAGUGGGACAUCAGCCCUGUUACAUCGGUCACCAGCCUCAUUCCUAUCCAGAGCCCCCGGGAGACCACAUCACCCAGGCCACAGCAUCCUCGCAUAUGUAGGGAAGCAACAGAGGACUCUCUUGCUGUUGAUUCAUCACGCUCUCCAGUCACCCAGAACACCUCCCUCCCUAUGCUGUCCCCUGAUGCCACCUCAGAAGGCCCCCCUGUCCUUUGUCUAGAAACACCAGAUAGAGCCAGGUCAUUGAGUCCUCAGAGUGAGCCAGAUAGAUGCAGUAGGUCCACGACUGAGCAGGGCUUAAGGGAAAAGACAAAGAAUGGAGGUGUUGCUUCAAGGUCCAGACAUUCAUAUGCUUAUGCAGGCAGUCAGCCCUGGGAUUCAGCUGCCAGAGGUCCUUUAAUUGACAAUGAGAGGCCUGAGUGUUCAGCCUCUGCACCGUAUAAUCAGCCUGAGAGAACUGCAAAAAGCUACACAGCCACAGGGAAUACCAGUCCCUCAAGUUAUUCUACCUUACCCUACGAACAUCAUCAAGCAGGGGCAAAGGCCAAAGAAAAAGACACUCAGACCCAGGAUGACCGACGGAGUUCAGGGUUUUACUCUGAGUUCGAAAGAGAGGGUGUGCGAACACGCUCCAGGAGGAGCGACAAAUGUCUCUUCUCUGAUAGUCCAAGCCCUAUUUCAACACUGACACUUGUAGAAGAGGUCGAAAGUGAGCAGUCCCAACUCUCUGUCCCGGGAUUGUCAGGGUCCUUCAAGGCCAAGCCUGCAGCUCCAUCUCCCCAAAUGUCCCCACUGCAGACAAGUGCAAUUCUUGAAUACCUGAGCCUUCCAGGUUUCAUUGAAAUGAGCGUGGACGAGCCUGUGGAAGAUGCUGCAGUCACAGACACUGCUGGACAAACUUCUGAACUAAAGCCAGAAAAAUCCCCGGGGCCUAAGCCUGAUGUAGUUCCUAGCAACUGGGAGGUUCAUGUUCAGGAAAACCAGGAAGCACACUUGCGCCACCAUUCUGCGGGUGCUGCAGAGGCCAGUUUUUAUGCUGGAAAAAAACAAGACCAUAAACGCUCAUAUUAUGUGGAACCUAGAGAUUCUGCACAUAGAGUAAGAUUUCCAGAUGAGACAAGACCACUGUCACCCGGUCCAGAAAAAACUAGCAAACAGCUCUAUAAUGAGAAAACACAAACUCGAGUUGGGAACAAAAGCACAGACAGACCUGAAUCCAGACUUGGAUCCAGGUCAGCUCACACCUUGUUCAGUGCAGCUAAAGGCAUGGCAGACAUAGUGUCAAAACACUCACAGAGUUUUGUAGACAGUAGUGAGUCUUUAUCAGAGCAAUCCCAAAGACAAGCUUCUCAGGGCAGCAGGACUAAUAACAUUGCAUCACGAAUAUGUCAAGCCCCUGUGCCAUUUUUAAAGAAGUCCUUAAGCAUAGGCCCUUGUAGGACGCUCUCAGGUAUGGGACAGCCUCGUCCUUUCCUAAAGAAAUCCAUCAGUUUAGGCUCACAGAGGUGGGAGCACUUUGAGAGCCCAAGGACAUAUAUUUCUGAGAAAUGUUACUGGGACGAGUUCCCAAACCCUGACAUCAGGGUGAAGUCCUACAGUUUGGGUCGUAGUCCGUCUUCCCUUCCAAGGCCAGGCCCCUCCUGGAGGGAGUAUGUCCCAUUCAGACGCCCCAGCAUGGGGAGCUUAGAGAGGCCUCACCACGCACAUAGAUCUUUAGCUAGUCCUUCCUACCUCACUCACUCCAUGUACCCACCCAGACAAACCUCGAUGUCCCCGAUGCUGGAACCCUCCGAUCCACGACGGCAAGCCACUGUUUUCCCAGAGUCCUCCAGGUGGUCUCCAUCCUAUGAGGUUACCGUUAGGUCUGCCCAGCAUAAAUAUGCCCCCAUGCCAAUGACCUCUUCCAUCCCUGUCGCCCAGUACCAACACUGGCCAGGAUCCAGAGGGGAAAGCAUGAGACCCAUGGACCCCAGCAGGGGCCCUCCGAGGUCCUACCUGCCCAGGGGAAUUAGCUGGCCCUCACCUUACUAUGCCCCCUUCCCACCCAGAGAGGCAGAGAGUUACAGACAUCCAGACAGGAUGAUGAGGAGGGGAGGGGACACAGAGUUUCGGGAGGUUAGAGAGACCAGGGAGGGAGGUAGGACCAGUUAUGCCAGUCAGAGCAGUGGUAGAGGUAGCGCUGGUCUCUUCCGACAGUCCCUGUCAAUCACUCCCACGCUACUCAGCUCCCCAGAAACCACGGAGGAAAGCGAGCGGCACAGAGCUGAGACGGAGCUGCCUGAGAGGAGAGCGAAAAGAAGGAACACAUCAGUAGAUGAGAGUUAUGAGUGGGACUCUGCAGAUGCGUGUGUGGACUCGGAGGUCCUGGAGGCCAUGAGGUUUGAUCAGUCACAAAUGGGUUUCCGGAGAGGCAGGUCGGAGCUCAGAUAUGAUCAAGCUGGGGGCCUCCAGGACCAGCGACAGAAAGGCCCGUGUCCCUCAGUCAGCCCGCCAGUUUCCAACCCACCUCGUUGCCAGUACAGCCGCUCCCUAAGUGAGGCGCGUUUCAACGCUCUCCGCCAGGAGUACCAACAGUACAGGCAGGCUCAGGAAUCCAUCUGUUCCCGUGAGCCCUGCCUCACCCCUGGCCACGAUUCAGACUCUGACUCCAGCUCAGCGCUGCUCUAGCAGCUUAACUCGGUAUAUCCAAGACAAAAACCAAAAAGCAGUUUUAAUGAACAGACGACAGCACUGUGGUCCUGGACACUGUUACACCUCACUGGAGCUCUCUCAUGUGAAAGAACUCAUUGUUUAAAGUUUUUAUCCUCUGUUACAGCAGACUAAAGUAGAGCAUUUUAAAGAGACAGCAUCAUAUGCUGCACGCCAUCAAAUGUGACAGACUGCAACUCCUCAGUUACCAGAUGACUUAAUUCUUUUCCUUGUACUUGUUCCAUUGUGCUUUGCAUAAUGAAGCUGAGAAGGGAUUAUUUAUUUUUCUAAGAAGCUUGUGCAACUGUAUUUUGGGAUUUUUUCUUAAAAAAAAAAAACAAACCUUGACAAUCAGGCACACAGGGCCCCUUUGAGAAAUGAAAUGCUCGCCCUUGACUAAGACAGUUGCAGUUGAUAGUAGAGAAAGAUCUGCUUUAUAAAAGCAGCAGCAUGCUACAUGGUGAACGUUGUAUUUCAAGUGUUUGUCUAUCGCAUCAACAACCUCCCUUUAAUGAUAAAGGAAUGCUAAUGACAAUUAUGUAGGUCUAUGUCCAACUUAACAUCCGUAUGUGGAAAUGUCUGUUAUCUGUUAUGUUGCUUGUGUUACCAGUCAAACAGUGCUCGAAGCAUUUUCACCACCAUCUCCCACUGAAUUGGACAAAAAUAUUUCAAUAAUAAGACUUAAGGAUCACAUGAUUAGGCAACUCUAGUUUCUAACUUUGUUACUCUAAGGAGUAAUUUACUGUCUUGAAAGUAAGAAUUUGUUUGUUAUUUGGUCUUCCUGUUGGAUCCCUAAACUCAUUUCCUGUUUUAUGCAUAUUUUUCUUUGACAAUAACAUUCCCCUGUUUUGAGUUUAUAAACCAAAUCACUUCAAAUAGCCUCCCAGUAUUUGUUCAAGAUGUACAAAUGUUUAUAUGUACCUUAAUGUGAAUGAACCCUGCUGUACUGUAUAUUCCACUUCAUCAUUUCAUGAGAUGAGAAAAUGCUACUUCACUCCACCUGAAUUGAUCAAACAUUGCCUCUGUGAUUAAAUGACAGAUAAAACUUGAUAAGAAACACAGGGAAAAUGAUUUUGCCUUAUUUUUGUUAAUGUCACAAGCACGCACUAGUCGAUUGACCACGGGAGGUUUGACCUAACAAGCUAAAGUCAAAAAUGAUCAGAGGAUUAAAAAUUAUUGAGGAGUUUUUUUUACACAAGUUUUGCUCACAUGAGUAUUUCUGUAUAUUUAUUAAGGUGAGCUAUGAUAUGCAACAAUGUUUACAAUUCACAUCUCUGAUGUGAAGAUAACACUGUGAAUAUACCAUCGACUUCUGAUUCUGUUUUUGAAUUGCUGUGAAGUCUGUAAUGAAUUUGUGCCCGUUAGCCUACUUUUUUUUGUUUACUUAAAAAAUGACAAAGGCUGUUUUUAUUACAUUAGCUGACAACAGAUUAAAAGAAUAACUUUGUAGCUAAGAUUCAAGAUUUGUACUAUAUUUACUUAAAUAACCCAGAUGAAGUCUUCAUAUGGAGUGAGUAAUGCAUCUCUGAUGAUGGUUUUGGAAGUUUUGUACAAACUGGAAAAUUUUAUAUCUUGCCACCUGGUUGUUUUUGUCAUUUUUAUAUGUUUGUUAUGAAUAAAUUGUUCUAUUCUGAAUG